UUUUAAAUAAAUCAGCAUGAAUAAGCAAAAUAAAAACAAUAAAAAAAUUAUAAAAUGAAGUAGCCUAAACCAGGUAAAAGAACAAUUCAGUUUAAAGCUAACUUAAAAAGGUCUUUUUAAAAGCAUCAACAGUCUCUGCAUCCUUGAGGCUCCCAGGCAGCCGCUCCAUAGAUGAGGACUGUAGUGGUGAAACGAGGCCUCAGCGUAGCUUUUAGUGAUGCUGAGACCCAAGUAAGUGAUGCUGAGACGCAGGUAAGUGAUGCUGAGACGCAGGUAAGUGAUGCUGAGACGCAGGUAAGUGAUGCUGAGAAGCAGGUAAGUGAUGCUGAGACGCAAGUAAGUGAUGCUGAGACGCAAGGAAGUGAUGCUGAGAUGCAGGUAAAUGAUGCUGAGACGCAGGUAAGUGAUGCUGAGACGCAGGUAAGUGAUGCUGAGACUCAGGUAAGUGAUGCUGAGAAGCAGGUAAGUGAUGCUGAGACGCAAGUAAGUGAUGCUGAGACGCAAGUAAGUGAUGCUGAGAUGCAGGUAAGUGAUGCUGAGACGCAGGUAAGUGAUGCUGAGACGCAAGUAAGUGAUGCUGAGACGCAAGUAAGUGAUGCUGAGACGCAGCUAAGUGAUGCUGAGAUGCAAGUAAGUGAUGCUGAGACGCAGGUAAGUGAUGCUGAGAAGCAGGUAAGUGAUGCUGAGACGCAGGUAAGUGAUGAUGAGACGCAGGUAAGUGAUGCUGAGACGCAAGUAAGUGAUGCUGAGACGCAAGUAAGUGAUGCUGAGACGCAGGUAAGUGAUGCUGAGACGCAGGUAAGUGAUGCUGAGACGCAAGUAAGUGAUGCUGAGAAGCAGGUAAGUGAUGCUGAGAAGCAGGUAAGUGAUGCUGAGACGCAAGUAAGUGAUGCUGAGAAGCAGGUAAGUGAUGCUGAGACGCAGGUAAGUGAUGCUGAGAAGCAGGUAAGUGAUGCUGAGACGCAGGUAAGUGAUGCUGAGACGCAGGUAAGUGAUGCUGAGAAGCAGGUAAGUGAUGCUGAGACGCAGGUAAGUGAUGCUGAGAAGCAGGUAAGUGAUGCUGAGACGCAGGUAAGUGAUGCUGAGAAGCAGGUAAGUGAUGCUGAGACGCAAGUAAGUGAUGCUGAGAAGCAGGUAAGUGAUACUGAGACGCAGGUAAGUGAUGCUUAGUGAGACAGCAGAUUC
Molecule: messenger RNA, 1185 nt
Organism: Melanotaenia boesemani (Boeseman's rainbowfish)
Lineage: Eukaryota; Metazoa; Chordata; Actinopteri; Atheriniformes; Melanotaeniidae
Product: cell wall mannoprotein PIR3-like
Exons: 4
Coding region: 172-1170 (332 amino acids)
Source: RefSeq, a predicted model, not a curated record